AUGAACACCAAUUUAAACCCUGAUAACAACAUCUCCACCCCAUCCCUGGUGGGAGUUAGUGUGAGAAGCAUCAACGAUGCCCAUAAUCCCGAUUUUACGGACAGCUCAUCGAGACCCAAUUUACAUACUGCCAGCUCGUCACAUGUCUUGAACAAGAUAACAUCUCAACCAAGUCUGGUAGAUGCCUCUUACACUUCAGUGGCUGAGUUGAAUCGUGAAGGAGCGUUGCUGACUGAUGAAGUGGACCUCGAUCAAGUCACGAAUGCCACAGAGGCCGAAAACGAUGAUGAGAAGCAAAAGCAGCUACAGGCUUUAAAACAUAAGAAACAGCAACAAGAGAAACUCAAACAAAAAAGUAAGAUUUCGAUUGAUUCAUCGACUACCAGCUUGAAAUCAAUGCACAGCGUAGACUCGAGAUCGCUGAUUACUUCUACCGACCCAAUCGAUGACCAGAUUAACAUGUCGGCGUCCUCCAAACCAGGCCGCAGAAGAGCUGUGACGAAUGACAGACAUGGCUCGAGGAACGGGCAAGUUAAAGAUGACACGAUAAGAAACUCGUACGGUGAAUUCAUUGAGAACAAGUCUCAUAAGCCACAUUUAGCUGGCGGUGAGUCUUAUCAAUCCUGCCAUGAAUCCGACGUACAAAGCGAGCGCGAUGAUGAGAGACCUGGAAGACGUUCCAGACGGUCAUUAGACAACCAGUCAUCCUCCACCGAGUAUCUGAGAUCUCUCUCGAGAUCCUUGAGUCGUGAUCCGGCCAGGGGAAGAAAUGGCAGUACCAAUAUGAACGAUGUUACUGAGAAAUUGAACAAUGCAAGAUUAUACAGUACCAACAACUAUUCGAUCUCUCAAGCGGACUUGGAGAACGCACCGCACAUCAUUCAGCAGACAUUAGCUGAAGAAGAAGAAGAGGAAGAAAAUGAAGGUGCUUUGAUGGAUGAUCAAGGUAAUGAAGAGUAUUCCAAAGAGCUCGAAGAGGCGGCUGAAGCGGUCGAACAAAACGCAGCGAGGCAUCUUUGA
This is a messenger RNA of Torulaspora globosa, 1020 nucleotides long. RefSeq lists its product as uncharacterized. The record is from RefSeq and is a predicted model, not a curated record. Bases 1 to 1020 code for a protein of 339 amino acids. The transcript has a single exon. Lineage: Eukaryota; Fungi; Ascomycota; Saccharomycetes; Saccharomycetales; Saccharomycetaceae.